CAUGUCUAAGAAUUAGGGUAGAUAGCAAGCAAGCAGGCAUAACUCAAGCAUCAGGAUGUCCAAGAACUAAAGGCAGCUAGCAAGCAAGCAAUCAUGUGCCAAGCCAUGCCAAACUUGCCCCACGCAACUAAACUUAGCAAAUGUUCAGCUAAUAUUUAUGUACACCGUAAAAGCCUCAGCCAUGGCUGCCUCCUGCUCCACCUGGUCACCCCCUCCCUAUCCUUCCCAUUCAUUUAACUAAUCGGCCAUCAAUUACAUCAUCAGCUUCCACACACAGGCUCCUUGACAACCUAAUGCCAUAGCACCCAUCCUGGCCUGUAUAUAAAGGUCACAUACAUCUCCAUAACAACAGACCCAAUUUAUCCAUCUUGCCAUACCACUCCUGUUCUUGUACUGAAUACCCAACCUUCAUUUCCUUCCAUUGCUACCAAAAGCUUGCGUGCAGAGUAUAGAUAAGUUCAUCAACAAUACAAACAUAUAUGGAUCCCAAAAUUGCUGUUGCUCUCACGCUUUCUCUCGUCGGUGGCUUAAGCACCUCCCUUGGUGCAUUACUGGCAAUACUAAAUCAUGCCCCAAACAACAGAACACUAGGGAUAUUACAGGGAUUUGCUACUGGACUCAUGCUGAGCAUGUCUUUCUUUGACUUGGCUUACGAUGCUAUCAAUGCGAUUGGUUUCCUGAAAGGAAAUCUUUGGUUCUUUGCUGCAGCACUUCUAUUUUCCGCGAUUGCAGAUGUAUUCCCUGAGCCGGAAUGCAACCCUGUAGAUGAAAAUGACAAACAAGAUUCCCCACUCUGCUUUUCAUUUGGAAAGACGACUGGUAAUACAGCAAGGAAGGAACUUAUGAUGAGACACCGAAGAAGACUUAUCUUUAGUGUAAUUGUCACCGCAAUUGGUGUUAUCUAGAACCAAUUGGUCCUGAUGAGGAUAAGAAACCGGUGUUGUCUUGGGACGACUGCAAGUGCCCCCCUCAUGUAGGAGUAAGAACAGCAGCAUUUCGUAGUUGUUGGAUUUUUUUUUGGGUUCUGUAGCUGUAACUUGGUAGGGGUCUUCACCAUUUCAGAUUCAAACUGAAAAAAUAAAUCAGGUACAGAUUCCCUCUUGAAUUCAUUUCCAAAUGCAAAUAUGUUGUCGGAUUCCCUCUUGAAUUCAUUUCAAAUGUAGAUCAGGGAAAUAGAAGGCACACAGUUCGUGACAUGCACUGCAAUUAUGCGUGCAUAAAUAAAAGCAUCAUUUGAGCUUAGAAGCCAAACUUCUAUACAGAUAUACACUGUUAAAAAGCUCGCAUCUAUUUAUGUUAGCACCAUGAAAUUUCUGUCAAUAAACAGAACAGGGAAGGAAAAACUGAAGUAGCACGUCAAAAUAAGUAAAUGGUUUUUGACAUCCACUACCAUACCAUUUGGACUAUAUAACAUUUGUAUGUGUAACUUUGAAUCUGAAAGAUUUCCCUUUUCUCUGUCAUGUUGCUUUAGUUUAUCUGCUUCUGCCUUUACCAUUUUGCUUGCUUGUGAAAUUGAAAACUAAAAUCUGCUGUAGCUGUAACUUUCAAACUGAAACACUUCCCUUUUCUCUGUUAUGUUGCUCAAGUAUAACUGCUUCUGCCCGUUACCAUUUUGCAUGUCCGUUAAACUGAAAACUAGAAGUUUUUGUAUCUGUAACUAUGAAAGUGAAAUACUUCACCUUUCUCUGUCAUGUUGCUCAACUGACUGCUUCUACUUAUCUGCAGCUCAUUUUUAUUACAACUAUAGUAAACUAUUCUGGGUCUUUCUCCCAACUAGUAUUAGCCUUAAUUUCUCAGGGUUUGAGAACUAAUAACAGAAUCAGCCACAGUUGUGACAAAGAUGUUGAUGAGAAAAAUGUGGAUGAUGACGAGUACAAUGGCUAUGAGGGAGAUGAGUACGAUAGCUACAAGGGAGACGAGUACGAUUGUAAUCAGCAACAUGAUCACCACGAUGAUGAUUGAGUACUCAGGCAAAGUGAAGUUCUGAAAUUUGUGUUCAAUUUCUCUUCUACAAAAAGUUUGGACCAUUUUAUCAUAGUUACAUUUUGUAUCCUGGCACUUUCUAAGUGGAUCUUUAUUAUGCAACUCAUUAGGCAUGUAUGAUGCAUUGGGUGAAAUAUAUAUAACUUCUUUUGU
Molecule: messenger RNA, 2136 nt
Organism: Brachypodium distachyon (stiff brome)
Lineage: Eukaryota; Viridiplantae; Streptophyta; Magnoliopsida; Poales; Poaceae
Product: zinc transporter ZTP29-like
Exons: 7
Coding region: 480-905 (141 amino acids)
Source: RefSeq, a predicted model, not a curated record